Anopheles aquasalis is the source of this 1119-nucleotide messenger RNA. Its product is annotated as fibrinogen-like protein A. Lineage: Eukaryota; Metazoa; Arthropoda; Insecta; Diptera; Culicidae. The record is from RefSeq and is a predicted model, not a curated record.
AUGGGUGCAAGCGCAGAUACCGAUGAAAUUGUAUCGGGCCACGUGUUAGAGAUUCUUCUCAACAAGCUACAGAACAUGCAGCACAAGUUCCUGGAACUACAGUACGAGCUGCACGAGCAGCGAGAAGCGAUGGUCCACUAUCAAGCGACACAAGAGAGGACGUCCGCUGAUUUGCUGUGGGCUAUGCAACGCCUCGAUAAGCGGCUAAAUCUGCUGGAACAAGACAUCGGACGCAAUCUGAGCGUUGUUCAGGAUCGUUCGGUUCAGAUCCUGUCCCAGCAGACCGCCUGUGCCAAUCGUGAUAAGCUGCGAGAUAAGCUGUUCGAUUACACCCCAGCACUGUCACCAGAUUGUCGCACACCAGCAAGCCCCAAGACUGCACCACUUGCUCCCCAUUUGUCGUGCAAGGAUGUACGAUCGAAUGUUUCGGGGACGUAUCUCAUCCGUGUUAGCAGUGAAAGCGAACCAUUCGCCGUGUACUGUGAACAGCAGCAGUUUGAUGGUGGAUGGCUUGUGAUUCAGUACCGUUAUGAUGGAUCGUUAGACUUUAAUCGCAAUUGGACCGAGUAUAGGAACGGUUUCGGUGAUAUUAAGAAGGAGUUCUGGAUCGGUCUCGAACGCUUGCACCAGCUAACGACCGCAUCUUCCGGGCAGUGGGAGCUGAUUGUAGAAUUGAAGAGCUUCAGCGGAAUGUACAAGUAUGCUCGGUACAACGGGUUCAAGAUUGGCGGUGAAAGCGAACAGUACAGGCUGAAAACCCUUGGAAAGUACAGUGGAACCGCUGGUGACUCAAUGGCGAACCACAGGGGGAUGAAGUUCUCGACCACGGAUCAGGAUAACGACGAUUCUACCCUACACUGUGCUGAAAAGUGGGAAAGUGCCUGGUGGUACAAUGGGUGUUAUCAUGCCAAUUUGAACGGACGGUAUCUUAACGGCAACGAUGGUAAAUCGAUGAACUGGUAUCAUUUCGACAAUGACCAUCAAGGUUUGAGCUAUUCCCGAAUGAUGAUUCGUCCUGUGUAAAUCGAUAUCGAUCAAAAUGAUUAAAUAAAAAUGCAUAAAUAUGAAGUCAAGCUCUUCAUUGGCGCACCGUGUUUUCUUUGGCGAAAAAGCGUUGCA